AUGCCAGGAUUCCCUCAAGGCACUGGCGUCCCAAUGGAAACGGCGGGCUCGUCAGCAGCUAUUGACCGAAUUCAAAUCAAGAAUCGACGAAAACGAUACCUUGAUCUACAUCCUGAAUACUUUGGCCCUCAGCUUGAGUUGGCAGAUCCGCUACUCUAUGACCGUCUCGUCCGCCGCUUUCAAAGCGCCGCCGAAAGAGAAGCAGAAGGUAGAAAGAAAGGCUAUUCAGGCAUCCUUGAAGCAGACCUGUACCGCAGCGAGGCUAAGUUGGAUGCAUUAAGACACCCUGAUCCGAACAGCAUCUUUACCUACAAAAGAGGCCCAAAUGGAGAAAUCCUAGCGGAAGAUAAAGACGAGGUUCCCACAACCAAGGAAGAAGGGCUUGCCCGAUGGCGGUGGGAGAUGGAAACGAGGUUUCUCCGAGGUGGUGAUGAUGAUUUUGACUACGAGGCUGUGGACAAGAAUACUGAAUACGACGAUCGGCUGCUCGAAGAACAAGACGCCCAAGACAGAUACUUCGAUGAGGAAGAGCCUGAAUUUGUACAAGGGGAUGAUACAGCGCAGAAACAUCAGAAGAAGGACUUGGAAGGUGAAACUGGAAUACAAGAUUUCUGA
Exophiala aquamarina CBS 119918 is the source of this 615-nucleotide messenger RNA. RefSeq lists its product as uncharacterized. The record is from RefSeq and is a predicted model, not a curated record. The coding region runs from base 1 to 615 and encodes 204 amino acids. Lineage: Eukaryota; Fungi; Ascomycota; Eurotiomycetes; Chaetothyriales; Herpotrichiellaceae. The transcript has 2 exons.